Messenger RNA from Dreissena polymorpha, 2459 nucleotides. Its product is annotated as guanine nucleotide-binding protein G(s) subunit alpha-like. Gene Ontology annotation, cellular component: heterotrimeric G-protein complex. Gene Ontology annotation, molecular function: G-protein beta/gamma-subunit complex binding; GTPase activity; GTP binding. The record is from RefSeq and is a predicted model, not a curated record. Gene Ontology annotation, biological process: adenylate cyclase-modulating G protein-coupled receptor signaling pathway. The transcript has 10 exons. NCBI's taxonomy places the organism in Eukaryota, Metazoa, Mollusca, Bivalvia, Myida, Dreissenidae. Bases 669 to 1973 code for a protein of 434 amino acids.
GGGGGGGGCUUGAUUAAGUGAUUAAGGGAUACCUAACCAGCAUUGCAGUCGGUCCGUUAUCAGAUAUCGGGUCCAAAUUUAGAAGAAAAAUAAAUAUUAAGAUUAAACCGCUGCAGUGUAUAGAUUCGCUUUAGUUUACGCCAAACUAUUGCUGCAGAGUGUCACUCAAUACGCUGGAGAUUUAGACAUUUUCAGACGACAGGGUUUCGUUAAAACAAACAUAUACAGUUGGAAAAUUAAGGAAAUACGGAAGUUUAAAAGUUCCCGAAAAUAACUAAGAAAAAGAGGUUUAUCGAAGCGAAGAUGCGAGGGUGGGAACACUACAUAUUUGCUGUACACGGAGGACUCGUGUAGUGUUCCACACGAACCACAAUAAACAAAUGUUAGUCAUCAAUUAAGGACAAUCUCUAUGUGACAACAUGGUCGUGGUUGCAGUCUUUCUGCUUCUGACAUAAACUAUAAUGGUAAUGAUAGGGGUGCACGUGCAGCACACAUUCAUCCACUAAAGAAACGUUCAAGAGAAAGUUGAGUCUUCGCCAAAAGAAACUUUAAUACGUUUUCAAACGUAUAAUGUUUGUUGGUAUAGUUCUUUAAAAUAUACCGAAUUAUAUAUAUUUUAAACCGAAAGUUGUGUUAACAGUUUAUUUUUAAGUUUUAAAAAAGCGCAAAUGCUUGAAGAAACAAUGGCAUGUCUUGGUUGCGGGUAUAACAACGGACCAGACUUUUAUAACUCAGCGGAAGAGGAGAAAAUCGCGCGCACGCGCAAUAAGCAGAUAUGCAAAGCGCUGAAAGAAUACAGGCGUCAGGACCUCAGAAAGCUCAAACUUCUACUUCUUGGAACCGGGGAGUCCGGGAAGAGCACGAUCACCAAACAGAUGCGGAUCAUUCACAUCAACGGCUUCGAGACGAGGGAGCGGAUAGAGAAGAUUCUGGACAUCCGGCGUAAUAUCAAAGAGUCCAUGGUAGUAAUACUGUGCGCCAUGCACGAGCUGGGGAUCCCGCUCGAGCAUGCGCAGAACGCGCACCGGAUGGAGAGGCUUCUGCAGGCUGCUGACACCCAGGACCCCGCCUCUAUUACAGACGAUCUCCUUGAGGACAUUGAGACCCUGUGGCGGGACUCCGGAGUCCAAGAGUGCUUCUCCAGAUCAUACGAGUACCAACUAAUAGAUUCCGCAAAAUAUUUCCUAGACAAGCUGCACGAGAUUCGCCAGCCCGACUACAUCCCGUCGGACCAGGACAUCCUUCGCUGUCGCGUGCUUACCACGGGCAUACAGUUCAUCGAGUUUGACGUGCACGACGCUGGGCAUCCGGUCUCAUUUUGUGUUUAUGACGUGGGCGGCCAGAGAGGAGUUCGCCGGAAGUGGAUACAGAUUUUCGACAGUGUAGCCGCCAUCUUGUUUCUUGCUGACGUCAGCAGCUAUGAUCAGACGCUUAGAGAAGACAACGAGAAAAACAGAUUCCUCGAGGCGCUAGAAAUCUUUGAGCAAGUUUGGAAGAACAGAUUCCUGCGCAGCGUCUCCAUCCUGCUCUUCAUGAACAAGAUCGACAUCUUGGCGGAGAAGGUACAGAGGGGACGCUGUAUCAGCGCGCUUACCGACAGGCAUCCGGACAUCUUCCCGAACUUCGAGACUUUCACGCCAUCCAGUGCAGAAAAAUGCGAGUUCACUGGUAGCUACCAAAGGGCGGAAGGGGACGGCCGGAAGCGGCGCAUGUCCCGGGGCUCAAAGUCGUCCGAGACCAACUCCGAUCUUGUCAAAACCGCCGUCUACAUCAAACACAUAUUCAUGAAAAUUGUGAAGGGCGAGCUAGAGUUGACACCCACUGCGGAAAAGCUCAGUAAGGACUGGCACCAGACCCACGUAUGUGAGUACUUCUACACAUGCGCAGUGGACACCAACAACGUGCAGCACGUGCUCGACGGCUGUCGGACGCUGAUCAUCCGCAAACACCUCGAGAGAUUCGGGAUAAUCUAGUCCACCUUUAUAUGCGCGGUUUAGAAAAAUGUUCAUUCAUAUCGGCGGCUCAGAGAGUUGUUGAAUACAAACUCUAUGACUGCGGGUCAGCGUAAAAAGAGUACAGCGAAUAAUCAGAUCAGAGGUAUUCCAAGCUAUAGGACUCGCCUCGUUUCGGUGUUUACCAGUUGGACAUUUGUUUUAAAGGAUUGUGCUGUCCAACUAUGGGUUUAUUGUUGGUUGGUAAUUAAUUGCACAGGUCUGCAUCCGGUAUUAACUGCAAAUUUAUGGAAAACCGGUCUUGUAAAAACAGAACGUGUCUGCUGGCUGAAUGCUUGCUUUUUCGUCAGUGGCUUGCACGUGAUUAUAAAGUUAGGACUGAGACAUGCUAUGACAUGAACGCGAGACGACAAAGUAUAUUAAGAAAUAUUUCAUGAUGAUUUAAUACAUACAGCAGUAUUUUGGUGUGUUGAUAAAUACAAAAUACAAUAAACAUGCUUGCAAUUA